AUGUGGGCCGCACCUCCCAGACACCAAACACCACAUGGGCCGCACCUCCCAGACACCAAACACCACAUGGGCCGCACCUCCCAGACACCAAACACCACAUGGGCCGCACCUCCCAGCCACCAAACACCACAUGGGCCGCACCUCCCAGCCACCAAACACCACAUGGGCCGCACCUCCCAGCCACCAAACACCACAUGGGCCGCACCUCCCAGCCACCAAACACCACAUGGGCCGCACCUCCCAGACACCAAACACCACAUGGGCCGCACCUCCCAGACACCAAACACGACAUGGGCCGCACCUCCCAGACACCAAACACGACAUGGGCCGCACCUCCCAGACACCAAACACCACAUGGGCCGCACCUCCCAGACACCAAACACCACAUGGGCCGCACCUCCCAGACACCAAACACCACAUGGGCCGCACCUCCCAGACACCAAACACCACAUGGGCCGCACCUCUCAGACACCAAACUCCACAUGGGCCGCACCUCCCAGACACCAAACACCACAUGGGCCGCACCUCCUAGACACCAAACACCACAUGGGCCGCACCUCCCAGACACCAAACACCACAUGGGCCGCACCUCCCAGCCACCAAACACCACAUGGGCCGCACCUCCCAGACACCAAACACCACAUGUGCCGCACCUCAGGUUUGACCGGCACUUACGCUGAUUUAUGGCCGUAUUUUUACGGACGUCAUCGUUCUGGAAGUCAUAAUAUGUGA
This is a messenger RNA of Procambarus clarkii (red swamp crayfish), 732 nucleotides long. Lineage: Eukaryota; Metazoa; Arthropoda; Malacostraca; Decapoda; Cambaridae. The record is from RefSeq and is a predicted model, not a curated record.